Corticium candelabrum is the source of this 1869-nucleotide messenger RNA. RefSeq lists its product as uncharacterized. The transcript has a single exon. Bases 1 to 1869 code for a protein of 622 amino acids. NCBI's taxonomy places the organism in Eukaryota, Metazoa, Porifera, Homoscleromorpha, Homosclerophorida, Plakinidae. The record is from RefSeq and is a predicted model, not a curated record.
AUGGCGACAGGAGUGGGACUCAUACGACUCGAACCACCAGCUCUUUUCAACUCUCGGCAGCCAGAUGACUGGCCGAGGUGGAAGAGAAGAUUCACACAGUUUCGAAUCGCUUCAGGCCUGGCAGACGCGGACGAAGUACGUCAAGUGUCCACGUUACUCUACUGCAUGGAAGAGGACGCAGAGGGAGUCCUAUCUUCCACCAACAUCACGGAAGACAACAAAAAGAAGUACGAUGAGGUUAUUGCUAAAUUCGAAGAAUUUUUCCGCAUACGUCGCAACGUGAUCUACGAGAGAGCGCGCUUCAAUCGACGAAAUCAGUUAGAGGGAGAGUCUAUCGAGCAGUAUAUCACAGCUUUGUACGAACUGGUCGAGACAUGCGAAUACGGAGGUUUGCAACAGGAAAUGCUGAGGGACAGAAUUGUCGUUGGCAUAAGAGACCAGGCGCUAUCAGAACGUCUACAGUGUGACGCUGAGCUUACGUUGGAGAAGGUCAAACGAUCUACAAGACAGAGAGAAGCCGUGAAAGAACAGCAUAAACAUCUGCAAGGUGACGGCAGCAAGGACCAUCCAAUCGUCAUAGAGCAAGUGCGAAACGGCGCUAAAAGCGGCACAGCAGGCGGUAAAAGCGGCACCACAGGUGGCAAAUCGCAAGCAAGCAGACACCAGUUUGGCGGCGGACGGUCAAAGUCAGCAACCCCACCUGCGAGACACCAAUGUAAGCGCUGCGGAAGAUAUCAUGCUAAAGAAGCCCACUGUCCAGCAAGACAAGCCAGGUGUUCAAAGUGUAACCGAAAGGGUCACUUUGGAGCUCAAUGUUUCUCGAAGACAAUCGAAACUGUGGACAGUGAGAGUCGAGACGGAGCCUCUGUAUUUCCAGUGAACGUAUCCAAAAGGAUCACAUGGUCUUCAAAAAUUUCAGUAGGAGGCAAAGAGCUAACAUUCAAGUUAGAUACGGGGGCGGGGGUGACAGUGAUCACAGAAGAGGCACAUAGAAUGUUAGAAACGCCAAAGUUGCAGAAACCGUCCAAAGCCUUGUAUGGACCAACAUCUACAGCUCUUCGGACAUUGGGACAAUUCACAAGUACACUAUCAGUGAAUAACAAGACAUCAGAGGAGACUAUCUUCGUUGUCCAGAGAUUGAAAACCAAUUUACUAGGGUUACCGGCUAUCACAUCGUUACAACUUGUUCACAGGAUCCAAGCGACCAGUGUAGGAACCACCAUACCAGACCGAUUUCCCAAAGUUCUUCAGGGACUGGGUAAUCUUGGUGAUCCAUACAAAAUCAAGCUUAGAGAGGGAGCCAAGCCCUAUGCGCUGUACACCCCCCGGAGUGUUCCAAUUUCUCUCAGACAACAAGUCAAAGAAGAACUAGAUCGAAUGGAAAAGAUUGGCGUUAUCUCACAAGUGGAAGACCCCACAGAAUGGUGCGCUGGUAUGGUUGUAGUCAGGAAAAGGACAGGAGACGUCCGGAUUUGCGUGGAUAUGAAACCCCUCAACGAGAAUGUACUACGAGAGAUUUACCCCAUACCCAAAGUGGAUGACACACUUGCUCAAUUGGCGGGAGCCACAACGUUUAGCAAAAUUGAUGCUAAUAGUGGGUUUUGGCAGAUACCUCUAGAGGUGGAAUCUAGGCUACUGACUACCUUUGUCACUCCUCACGGACAGUACUGCUUCAACAAGUUACCAUUCGGCAUCGCUAGUGCGCCCGAGCUUUUCCAACGGCGAAUGAGCAAGAUUUUUUCGGGACUACCUGGAGUAUUAUGUCACAUGGACGAUGUUCUCAUAUUCGGAACAAGUCAAACGGAACACGACGACCGACUGACUUCGGCCUUACAACGACUGCAAAGCAGCAGGAGCAACUCUAAAUAA